AUGGUACAAGUAUAUAAGGUUUUGAUGACUUAUGCAGAUUUAGUUCCACAUAGGAGCUGGAAUCAAGGACCUGUCAAAAUUGGAAUCAAUCAUCAAUUCUUUAACUCCUUGACAUGUUUUGCAGAUGAAAUCUCAGAUCUUGUCCUUGCCAAGGUGAAGGGACAUCCAGCUUGGCCUGCUUGGACUAUCAAUCUUUUGAGACAAACAGAAAAUUGCCCAGAAACCUCUCAUCUAGUGAAGUUUUUCAGACAGGGGAUUAUGCCUGGACAAAACAAAGGAGAUGGUCCAAUUGGAAGCACCAUAAAUCAAGAACAGGAAGCCCAUUUACGUCGCCAAUUACAACACUUGGGUGCUCUUGAGUUGGAUGAAGUAGGAGUUGGUGAGAGCAAAGAAACCCCAGCCAUUCAUCAUCACCAAAGACAUCUUAAGUAA
Molecule: messenger RNA, 432 nt
Organism: Melampsora larici-populina 98AG31
Lineage: Eukaryota; Fungi; Basidiomycota; Pucciniomycetes; Pucciniales; Melampsoraceae
Exons: 5
Coding region: 1-432 (143 amino acids)
Source: RefSeq, a predicted model, not a curated record